Molecule: messenger RNA, 2773 nt
Organism: Manis pentadactyla (Chinese pangolin)
Lineage: Eukaryota; Metazoa; Chordata; Mammalia; Pholidota; Manidae
Gene: AIDA
Product: axin interactor, dorsalization associated
Exons: 10
Coding region: 141-1061 (306 amino acids)
Biological process (GO): determination of ventral identity
Cellular component (GO): membrane
Molecular function (GO): phosphatidylinositol binding
Source: RefSeq, a predicted model, not a curated record
GCUCCUCGGCGGGUGGCGGUGGUGGCCGCAGCGGUUCCUCCUGGCUCUGUUAAUGUCGGGGCCAGGCCCGGGGAGGAUGGCGCCCUAGAGCCCGGCCCUGCUGGGGUAGGGGCGGGAGGGGACGGAGGUGGGCACCGGCCAUGUCGGAGGUGACCCGGAGUCUGCUGCAGCGCUGGGGCGCCAGUUUUAGGAGAGGAGCCGACUUCGACUCUUGGGGCCAGCUGGUGGAGGCGAUAGACGAGUAUCAGAUAUUAGCAAGACAUCUACAAAAAGAGGCCCAAGCUCAACACAAUAAUUCUGAAUUCACAGAAGAACAAAAGAAAACCAUAGGCAAAAUUGCAACAUGCUUGGAAUUACGAAGUGCAGCUUUACAGUCCACACAGUCCCAAGAUGAAUUUAAACUGGAGGACCUAAAGAAGCUAGAACCAAUCUUAAAGAAUAUUCUUACAUAUAAUAAAGAAUUCCCAUUUGAUGUUCAGCCUGUCCCCUUAAGAAGAAUUUUAGCACCUGGUGAAGAAGAGAAUUUGGAAUUUGAGGAAGAUGAAGAAGAGGGUGGUGCUGGAGCAGGGUCUCCUGAUUCCUUUCCUGCUAGAGUUCCUGGUACUUUAUUACCGAGGUUGCCGUCAGAACCAGGAAUGACGUUACUCACUAUCAGAAUUGAGAAAAUUGGUCUGAAAGACGCUGGGCAGUGCAUUGAUCCCUAUAUUACAGUUAGCGUCAAGGAUCUGAAUGGCAUAGAUUUGACUCCUGUGCAAGAUACUCCUGUGGCUUUGAGAAAAGAAGAUACAUAUGUUCAUUUUAAUGUGGACAUUGAGCUCCAGAAGCAUAUUGAAAAAUUAACCAAAGGUGCAGCUAUCUUCUUUGAAUUCAAACACUACAAGCCCAAAAAAAGGUUUACCAGCACCAAGUGUUUUGCUUUCAUGGAGAUGGAUGAAAUUAAACCAGGGCCAAUUGUAAUAGAAUUAUACAAGAAACCCACUGACUUUAAAAGAAAGAAAUUGCAAUUACUGACCAAGAAACCACUUUAUCUUCAUCUACAUCAAACUUUGCACAAGGAAUGAUCCUGACGUGAAUAACCUGGAACUUCUGUGAAUUUUAUCACUCAGCAGAAACCAUCAUAGCUGUGUGGCUUAUCCACCCUUCAGCAGGCAGGAAGCAAGCUGUGCCCUUGCCCGUAGGCCAGAGUGAGUCCAUUGCAAAGCUCUACCACAGGAUUCGGUCUAGCACAUCACUGACAUAGAAGACUCCUUUGGAUACAGGCUUAUUGUAGAUUCUGAAACAUGUUUUUACUUUUCUAUUAAUUGUGCAAUUAAUAUUCUCUUUUCUAAUUUACCACUACUCCUGCCCUGCUUCCUGGAACAGCACAGGUGUGGGUAGGAUGUGCUCAUCUUCAAAAUUAAUACAGCAAUAAGAAUGUGUUGGAGUUUACACAUCUGUUCACUUCUGCUCCAGUAUGCUCUUUUUGUUUGUUUUUGAGUUAAUGUCAAACUUUGGGCUGAUGUGGGUAGGAUAGUAUGAAACUGCUUUGAGAGGAAUUGGACUAAUUAUGCUGCCCAAGUUCUGGAAAUUUUUAGGCUGCUCCUCAGAGAUGGCCUAAGUUCACCCUGAUUGCAUAGUUCCUGCUUAGAAACAGUGUGCCUUGGCCAGAUCAGUAUCCUAUAUGGGAGUGUUCCAGACUGUAGCUGUGAUUUUUCCAGAUGACCAGAUGGUUUUUCUGAAAGUGAGCAUAUUCUUAGUCAUGUUGAUUAGCUGUUCUUCUACAUCACAUUGUUCUUCUGUCUGGUAGUGAUUCUAGGAUUAAUGAGGGAACCAUCUCAGAAUCACAGAUUUUUAGAUGGGUUUACAAUGUCUUCUAAAUCAUAUAAUCUGAAAAUAAUUUGAGUCAGAUCUGAACGAGAUACUGCAGGAAUAACUGCUGUUUUUGACAACUGAUUGUGAAACCUUAAAACCUGCAUACCUCUUCUUACAGUAAUGAGUAUGCAAAAUCUGGAGAUACUCUAUUUUUUUUUUUAUAUAUAUAGGUAGAUAGGAGUGCCAUUUAUUUCCUAUUUAGAUAUACUGACAUCCAUAUGGAAAUAUGCAGGUCAUUAGCUUAUUAUAAUUUGACUAUUUACAUUACUUUUGACUUAACGGGGCAUAAAACCUUUCAUAGUACACACAAAGUGGAUAUUUGAUACACAGAACAUUAAGAUUCAGGGUGGGCUUUCUGUGGGUUAGAAUAUGAGCUCACAUAUUUAAUGUUCACUUUUAAGUGACCAAUGCUAGCAUAAGGGGAAUGCAGUACCAGUACUUGGCCUAUAUUUAAGCUAGUAUAAUAACCCUAGUCAAAUUCAAUGUUUACUUUUUAAAACAAGUAACCACAAUUAAGUUGUUCUAGCCCUGGCACAUGACGACAGCUAGUCUUUCAGUUGUCUGUUAGGUCAGUUCUGUUCAUGAUGGAUGUUAAAAACAGUAUGAGCCUGAAAGAAUUCUCAACCAAAUUUAGUCUUGUCUCUGAUGUUGAUUAGAUUAAUUCCAAAAAUGAUUCAAUCCACAAUAGCUUGAGGGGAUGAAGAAUUUGCCUUAAUAAAUUACUUUGUUGUUCAUGCAAAUCCUAGACUGUAAGCUCCUCAAGGGGCAAGAACCACAUGUUCUCCUUGUCAUGUAAAUUUUCUAAGGUGCUUGGCAGCACUCUGUACCCUGUGGAGUACUCAGUACCUUUUGUUUGAUGUUGCUGAGAAGACCUCAAAAAUAAUCCCUUAAAAAACCUACUAUUAAAAUGUAGCAAACCUGA